Molecule: messenger RNA, 1416 nt
Organism: Acytostelium subglobosum LB1
Lineage: Eukaryota; Evosea; Eumycetozoa; Acytosteliales; Acytosteliaceae
Exons: 1
Source: RefSeq, a predicted model, not a curated record
CUCCCUCGCACAUUGACAUCACUUCAACUUGGCACUCGAUUCAAUCAAGAGUUGAACAUUGGUGUGCUACCCUCGACUUUAAAGUCAUUGACACUUGGAAGUUGUUUCAAUCGAUCGAUCAAUCCAGAUGUAUUACCAGGAUCACUUACAUAUCUUGAGUUUGGAGGUGCAUUCAAUCAGUUCAUUUUAGCAGGAUCAAUGCCAUCAACCAUCACUCGUCUAAGGUUUGGUUUCAACUUUAACCAACCAAUCGCACCAUUGUCCCUCUCAUCAUCAUUGAUUGAUCUUCAGUUUGGCUAUUGUUACAACAGAGAACUUGUACAAUCAUCACUCCCAGACUCAAUCACAACCUUAACAUUUGGCUACCGAUUUAAUCAAACUCUCAAAGUGGGUACACUGCCCAUGUCAUUGAUAGAGUUAAAGUUUGGCAAAGGCUACAACAAACAAUGUUUACCAGGAUCACUGCCAUCAUCACUCACACGACUUGUAUAUAGUUAUCAAUUCAACCAACCUUUGAUACCUGGCUCAUUACCCUCAUCACUACUCGAGCUUCAUCUUGGCGAAUGCUUUGAACAAACACUGAACACUCCAGGCUCACUUCCACCAUCCCUCACUCAUCUCACUCUCGGUAAGAACUACAACAAGAUACACACUGGCGGCUCGUUCCCCAAGUCGUUGUCUACACUCACCUUUGGACGAUUCUACAAUCAACCGAUGCUCGAUGAGCUCCCAUCAUCAUUGACAACAUUAUUAUUUGGUAAUAACUACAACCAACCUCUCAUACCAAAUGUCCUACCUAAGUCUCUGCAAUGUUUGAAAUUUGGCAGUCUAUUCAACCAGCCCAUUACUCCAGGCCUGCUCCCUCACUCCCUUACGUCACUUCACUUUGGAUUCUACUUCAACUAUCCGUUGCAGGAGGGUGCACUGCCACCCUCACUUACCUGGCUCGGAAUAGGCACCAGCUUCAAUCGACCAUUCACACAAUGUGUCCUGCCACGCAGUGUCACACGCAUGUCCAUUGCCAAUGUGAUCCAAUGUCAAUAUGUUACACAAUGUCCAGCGAUGGAUGGAUCACCGAUCGAAGUGGUGCACGUCAAUGAGAUCAACUACAGCGAUGUAACAAAGUUAGAUCUUCAGCAGACACAUCAUCCACAACAACAUCUGCGAGAGCUACACCUUUCAAUUCAUUACAAUCGAUCAGGUGACGAUGAUGACCUGUUGCAUACAUUGUUGAGAGUAGUGCCCAAUGUGAUCGAAGAGUAUAAUGUAGACUUUCUCAACUGUUACUCAGUGGUGAGCAGUAGCUAUCAUAUUCGAUUCAUGUCUUCACUCUCAACUACAGCACUAUGUGUCUGGACAUUUCACCAUCCUCGCAACAACAAAUUACAAGGCCCAUUCAUCAAGACAUUGUCAAUU